Molecule: messenger RNA, 1827 nt
Organism: Chironomus riparius
Lineage: Eukaryota; Metazoa; Arthropoda; Insecta; Diptera; Chironomidae
Source: the annotation of a GenBank genome assembly
CCAAUCAAGCAAAAAAAGUCUUUUUUAUUAUAGUAUAUAUGCACAAUGUGCGUUUUGGUGAAUUUCAGUUUAUUUUCAGAUUUCAAUCUGACUAGAUCGAUAUGAGAUCCUUGAAAUUUGUGAUUUUUUCUAUAUUUUUCGUAGUCACAGUUGAGUCCGCGAAUAUUCUGGGAAUAUUUUCAUUUCCAGCAUACAGUCAUCAGCACUUUAAUUACAAAAUUUUAAAAAUAUUAGCUGACGAAGGACACAAUUUGACUAUUUUUACAUCACAUAUUCAUGAUUAUGGCGACAAUCAAAAUGUCACACAACAUUUAUUUGCGGAAUCUCAAAAAAUAUAUGAUGAGAACACAGACAUGCUGAUGUACAAGAGGACCAACCUUAAUUAUGUGAAAAUGCAGUUUUUAGAAUCUAAGGCACACUUCAUGGUCGUUAAUAAUGAAAUGAAACAUCCAGAAAUUCAAAAUUUGAUCAAAAACAGCUCUGAUUAUCACUUUGACUUAGUUAUCGUCGAGUGCUUCUUGUGUCCAUACUUUUUAUUUGCUGAAAUUUUCAACUGUCCAAUUGCUAUCCUAACUUCAACUGAAAUUGGAAAUUUAGGUCAUGAAGUGUUUGGAAAUGACGCCAAUCCAAUGAAAUAUCCUGAUUAUUUUAUUCUACCAUACGUUCAUGGGAAACUGUCGAUCGUCGAAAAAAUCAAUGGUGUGAUUUAUAAAAUUUAUCAUGAACUAAUCUUCAACUUUUUCUACAUGCUGUUAAAUGGAAUAUUAAAUUUUAAAUAUUUCAUACAUUUGGGAACAGCAGCAUUUGUGCCACCGUUAAAUCGUCUGUCACUACUCAUGCUCAAUACAAAUCAUGCAGUUGGACAUGUCCGUCCAAUGAUGCCACAUUCUAUACAAAUUGGAUUUGUGCAUGUUGAGAAGCCAAAAGCUAUCAAAGAUUUGGAACUUAAAGAGUUCUUGGAUAAAUCAACUAAUGGUGUGAUUGUUGAGGCAUUUGGGUCUAGAGUCAAUUUGAAAAGUUUUGGAAGUGAUAUAACUAAAAAAUUUGUGAAUGCAUUCAACAUGACAAAUAUGAGUGUUUUAUGGAAGUAUGAUAAAUUAGAAGGUGUGAUGGAAGUGCCAAAAAAUGUCAAAAUUGUGCCAUGGAUACCAUUAGCUGAUGUUCUAGCACAUCCAAAUGUAAAGUUAUUUAUCUUUCAUGGAGGAAUGUUAUCAAUUUAUGAAGCAAUCGAUCGAGAAGUUCCAAUGAUUGUAUUUCCAUUGGCUUAUGAUCAGUCAACAAAUGCGAAACUUGUGAUUGACAAAGGAAUCGGAAUGGAAAUGGAUUUGAAUGAUUUUGAUGAGUUUAAACUAAGUGCAGCAAUACAGGAAAUGACAAAGCCAAAAUAUGUAGCAAAUAUAAGAAAAGUGAAAUCAUUGGCAUACGAUCAACCAAUUAGCAGUCGAGAUUUAAUAGUUUGGCAUGUGAAUAAUGCCAUUAAAAAUCGAAUUGCUUAUGCGAAGGACUUUGGCAGUAUGACUUACUUUGGAACGCCAUUUAAUCUAUGCUUAAUGUAUUUGAUAAUAUUUAUAGGACUUAUCUACUUCCUUUUAAGGAAGACAGUAUCAAAAAUUAAAAAUAAAGUUGACUAAAUUAGGUUCAGAUUUAGAUUUAAGCUUAAAAUUAAUUGAAUUAAUGAUCGUUGCCUUUGCUUCCUGUUUUUAAGGUUUGCGGAUUGGAUUUUGUUUAAAAACUUAAAAAAAUAUUUCCUUAUGAUAUAAUAAACUUAAUAAAAAAAAAUUACAAAAGUCUUCGUGUUAUUUAUCGAGAGACUUCAGCGCAUUUUUG